AUGGGAAGGGCACCGUGUAAUGACAAAGUGGGGUUGAAGAAAGGAAAUGAUAUCUUGACCAAGUACAUUCAAACCAAUGGUGAAGGUUCUUGGAGGACUUUGCCCGACAAUGCCGGUUUGUCAAGGUGCGGAAAGAGCUGCAGACUCAGGUGGAUGAAUUAUCUGAGAGCAAACUUGAAGAGAGGGAACAUCACGCCUGCUGAGGACGAAACCAUUGUUAAGUUGCAUAAUGCUCUGGGAAAUAGAUGGUCUUUGAUAGCUGGACAGUUACCGGGACGAACAGAUAAUGAGAUAAAGAACUACUGGAACACUCACUUAAGCAGAAAGCUAUACAGGUUCACCAGGACCAAAAAUGAAUCCCUGUCCACCAUUCUCAAUCUUGCUGCUGCAUGCAAGCCAAGAGGGGGAAGAUCAUUUCCAACUACAAGACCACAUACGAAAAAGCUCAAGAACACAGCCUCAAAUACAGUUGGAAUAUCACUAGCAAAGCCUGCUCAGAGUGGUACCACAAGUACUAGGGUGCUUGAAUAUCCAACCACCAAAGCAAAAGCACAUCUACCUGGUACCAUUUUGGAACAAGUUGAAAAGAACCCAACAAUUGGUCCUUGCCUGGACAACACAGCAAGGAUAUUAAGCCAAUGUGAUGGCAGUAAAAGUGCAGAGUUAAGCCCUAAUAUCGAGAGUGAUGACAGUGCAGUUGUGUUGCGUCCCUUCCAGACCCAGAACGGAGAAAAUGAGGCCUUGGAGCCGUAUGAAUGGCUAGAUGGUGAAAUAAUGCGGCUUACACAUAUUCUGGAAAGUGCGCAGAUCCAAGUGGGGAACGUAGCCCCUGAGCAGCCAAGAGAAAAGGGAGUGAAUGCAGCCUUGGGAACAGAGCAAGAGUGCUUCACAAGUGAGGAAAUUAAGGAGAGUAGUACUGUUCUGAUUAACUCAAAUGCUGGUGGUGGGGAGUGCCAUGCUUGCUCUUCCUCUAUUAAUAAUGCAGGCUCUGAUGAUGAAUGGUUGGGUUGGAAUUGGGUAGAUGGUGUUGGAUGUCAUAACCAAUGGGCUGUAUGUGAUGAAGGAGACAUGAUGUUGACUUGUUUAUGGGAGGCUGAUAAAGGUCAAGCUAAAUAG
This is a messenger RNA of Carya illinoinensis, 1116 nucleotides long. Its product is annotated as transcription factor MYB111-like. The transcript has 3 exons. The record is from RefSeq and is a predicted model, not a curated record. Bases 1 to 1116 code for a protein of 371 amino acids. NCBI's taxonomy places the organism in Eukaryota, Viridiplantae, Streptophyta, Magnoliopsida, Fagales, Juglandaceae.